This is a messenger RNA of Caenorhabditis elegans, 1211 nucleotides long. RefSeq lists its product as uncharacterized. The transcript has 3 exons. The coding region runs from base 11 to 751 and encodes 246 amino acids. Lineage: Eukaryota; Metazoa; Nematoda; Chromadorea; Rhabditida; Rhabditidae. The record is from RefSeq and is marked reviewed.
UUUUCAGGACAUGGCUACCGAAAUCUCAAGGCUCGUGCUCUCAAUUUUCAUUGUGCUCGUGGCUCUUCUCACAAGUAUCGACACAGCUCCAGCAUUUUGUAGAGCUUGCAAUAAAAACUGCUUUAUGUCGGCAAACGGUACAGAAGACAGUGUCAAUAGUACAACAAUUGAUAUCGAUCUUCUCCAUGAGCUCGAAACAAAUGGUUUGGAGUCUUCUGAAAAGGAGUCUAGAAGAACAAAACGAGAAGUUGAAUACCGUGCAUGCUCAAGAUUUCAAAUUGAAAUGUUAUUAAUUCCACUUGCAAUUGCAAUGAUUCCUCUAGUUCUUUGUGCAUUAUUUCUUUGCACAUGUUGCUGUGGACCAAAAGAAUCACGUGGAAAGUUACCUGCCGAUUUUCUAGCUUCACUUCCAAUGUCCAAGAAAAGAACGAAUAAAUUAGCAUCAGAAGAAUUCGAAUUGGAAUGGGGAGAUGGAUAUGUGGCAAGAAAGGAUUCGACUAAAACGAAAUUCUCUACAACAGUAUCAUAUAUUGAAGCAAGAAGAGAAAGCAUUUGGUCUGCAACGAGUGUGGCUAGUGAUACUGCAAUUGAGAACCUAAAACACGAGUCCGCAAAAUGCGAAGCUCAAUGUACAUCUACUGUGACAACAGCUCCAAAAUUAACAAAAGCGAAAUCAUGUGAUUCCAUCAAACGAACAAGGUUCUCAGAUACAGUAUCUGUAAUCUCAUUGGAUUCUGGUGAACGACGAUGAUUCUUGGCAUCUUGCCAAACUUAGACUUAUUUUAGACUCUAUUUCCUUGUUGUCUAUACGUGUCGUUUUUUCUCUCCAACUGCCACGUCACAUUCUAGUCAUUCACUGUCAUUUCUGGGUACAUGCCGAGUUUUUUGGCUCAAUUUCACAGUUUUUCUCUCUGUCUCUCUUCUCUCCCUCUCCAUCUUUCUCAGUUAUGAUCUGAGCAAGCGUCUCGAAAUGAAGCGAGAACUCUUAGGAAACCUUGGAUUCUUCCCAACCUUCUGGGAAUCUGAACACUUCUCUUUGCUUUAAUUGAUUCCCGAUGCCUUUUAUUGUGCUGCUGACGAGUUCCAUUGAAUCUGUAAAUAUUUGAAAAAUCGAAAUAAAGUAUUUCAAUUCACUAAAUAAAUAAUUUUCAUGUUUUUUAUAUUUUUACAGGCGUUGUUUUUUUUAUUUCGCAAAUAAAGACAAACUCACA